UUUUAAAACCCGCUUACAACAGCGUGGACAUGGCAGAGGUCGAGCUUGUGGAAGGUGACGACUUCCCGAGGAAUUUCAGCGAGCCGCUUUUGCAGUUCCGCAACGACGUCAUCAAUCAAAAGGACCACAGUGACGUGUACUUGUACACCAAGUACCAUUACGAAGGCAUGAAACGCGUUGGAAAGCUCAAGAGGAAGUACGACUCAGCACGAAUUCCGAACACGCCUUUCACAGUCGUCGUUAGUUUGCCAUUGUACAAGGACAACAACAAGGACGCCACUUAUCGCGUUCACGCGCCGAAAGAUGUUCGUCGGGCGAAUUUCGACAAGGGCGAGGCUCCAGAAAAAUAUUUCGAAGGUAAAAACUGGCGAGUGCAUCCAGACUGGCUGUACUGCAAAUCACUCCGCAAAGGUGCACACAAAUUAAGCAUAAGGACGAAACAGCUCAAACACUCCAUAAACAAACACUACAGGUCGUCAAUGAGAAACCCGUAAACACACAAAAUAUCCCAUUAUCGUAAUUUUUAAUUUCGAAAUCAUGCUUUUUUAUUAUUAUUAUUGUUAU
Messenger RNA from Copidosoma floridanum, 564 nucleotides. It is a transcript of the gene stj, whose product is annotated as voltage-dependent calcium channel subunit straightjacket. NCBI's taxonomy places the organism in Eukaryota, Metazoa, Arthropoda, Insecta, Hymenoptera, Encyrtidae. Gene Ontology annotation, molecular function: voltage-gated calcium channel activity. The record is from RefSeq and is a predicted model, not a curated record. Gene Ontology annotation, cellular component: voltage-gated calcium channel complex.